Bufo bufo (common toad) is the source of this 2247-nucleotide messenger RNA. It is a transcript of the gene IP6K2, whose product is annotated as inositol hexakisphosphate kinase 2. NCBI's taxonomy places the organism in Eukaryota, Metazoa, Chordata, Amphibia, Anura, Bufonidae. Gene Ontology annotation, molecular function: inositol hexakisphosphate kinase activity. Gene Ontology annotation, cellular component: cytoplasm; nucleus. Gene Ontology annotation, biological process: phosphatidylinositol phosphate biosynthetic process; inositol phosphate biosynthetic process. The coding region runs from base 129 to 1406 and encodes 425 amino acids. The transcript has 6 exons. The record is from RefSeq and is a predicted model, not a curated record.
UUUUGACUCCGCUGAGACAAAAGAGAGGAAGCAGCCGAGAAGCCCGGACGAAGGAGAAGCUGAGAGAUAAGCCAUCUUAAAGGACAGAUCUGAACAAGCCAUCGGGCAUUCUCUAAUGUGCAGUAACGAUGAGCCCAGCAUACGGAGCUAUGGAAGUGGAGCGCUACGCAAAGGGAGUUCUGCUCGAGCCUUUUUUACACCAGGUCGGGGGGCACUCGUGUGUCCUUCGCUUUAACGACAAGACCAUCUGUAAGCCCCUCAUUCAAAGGGAGCACCUGUUCUAUGAAACACUCCCUGCAGAAAUCCGAAAAUUUACACCUCAGUAUAAAGGUGUGGUAUCUGUAAGCUUUGAAGAAGAUGAAGACGGGAAUCUGUGCCCAAUUGCCUAUCCUUUGAACCGGGACCAAGAGAACCUAGAAAAUGUGGACUUCAUGUCAGACUGCAGCGAGGCAAAAAGUAAACUGCUUAUGUGGUCUAAUAAGAAUGAUAACCUCACUAAGGAAAGGGUUCGGCAACAUAGGAAGGAAGAGAAAAUGAAAAGCCACAAACUAGAAGAGGAAUUUGAGUUGUUAAAGCAGUCAGAAGUUUUGUAUUACAGCAUGGAGAAGAAAGGGAAUAUCAGUUCACAGUUUAAGCACAAACUUUGGAGUACAAAACGUCACCAGCAACAGAUCCAACGUAUGAAGGAAUACGCCAAACACAGGAACCAAUACAAAUUUUUAUUAUUGGAAAACCUGACGUGUCGGUACCAGGUACCGUGUGUCCUGGAUCUGAAGAUGGGAACGCGACAACACGGUGAUGAUGCAUCAGAGGAAAAGAAAGCCACUCAAAUCGAGAAGUGCCAGCAAAGCACGUCUGCGAUUAUUGGGGUCCGGGUGUGCGGCAUGCAGGUCUACCAAACUGGCACGGGGCAACUUAUGUUCAUGAACAAAUACCAUGGCAGGAAACUUUCAGUCCAGGGCUUUAAAGAAGCACUUUACCAGUUCUUUCACAAUGGGAAAAACCUGCGCCGGGAACUGAUCGACCCUGUGAUCAAAAAACUGACAGAACUUAAAAUGGUUUUAGAAAAACAGGAGUCUUAUCGUUUUUAUUCCAGUUCACUGCUUAUUAUUUAUGAUGGGAAAGAAUUACCCGAGGUUCCUAUGGACUCCGAUUCUGAAGACCUAGGGGAUCUCUCGGAGGAAUCUUCGGACGAAUCUGCCGGCGCCUACGCCUACAAACCUUCCAGCAACAAACACACGGCCAGCAGCACUGCAGACGUCCGAAUGAUAGACUUUGCACACACGACCUGCAAGUUUUACAGGGAGGAUCGCGUGGUACACGAAGGCCAGGACACAGGCUACAUCUUUGGACUGCAGAAUUUAAUAGCUAUUAUUAAAGAAAUUAGAGAUGACGGCAGCGAAUAAAGGAAGAUGCAGCAAAAACCUGUUUGUACGAAGCACUAGAAUAACUAUGUCUAUUCCAAAAUGAUGACCACUUUGUGGUGGUAGAAAUCAUUACAGGAUACGACGGGCCUCGCCUGUCCGAAGACUUGGUCUAAAGAAAACAGAGAGGGCAUUUACUAAGCUGUGCUGGACAGAGCACUGAAAUUAUACUGUUAUACUUAUUUAUUUUCAAUAGUUCUAAAACAUUCCAUAUUUGAUGAUGCAAAUACCUCUGUUACACCAGUGUGUAUGGUUUGUGUUUAGUCCCCCUCUUCCUUUUUUUUUUUGUUUGGUAUAUUAUGCACCAAACAACCAUGGAAAUCACAUGGACUGUGUUCCAUGCGCAGGUGCUCGGAGAAGCUUGGCCCUCUGUUACAUAGUUAUUGUCCGCACUACAACUUGAUAUCUAUGACUCGGAAUGAGAUAUAUAUAAAAAAAAAAUGCUAUGGUUAGAAAAAACAAAAAACAGUUACACUCUAUUGGAUCUCAUUGCCGGUGUCGCAACGUGUAAUAUGUCUAUUUAUUGGGCUCCUGCCCGGGUUACAGUAGUAGUGGGACUAUAUGGCGAGUGAUGUAAGUUCAUGAACAUAUGUGCCUUUUAUCACACGAAACUAUAAAAUGCCAACUGCAAAGAUUUUCCUUACGGAGUUUAUCGAAUUACCGGGGAAGGGGGGGGGACAUUCAUCAAAUAAGGAGCCUUGAGUUUACCACGAAAUGCGUUCCAUGUCAUUUGCACUUUUUUUUUUGCUUCUCAAAAUUUAUCAUUAAACCAAAUACUUCUAUUUUGUCAUAUGUGUCUGUUAAGGGGAACAGCAGAAGAUAU